CCUUCAUGUGGACUUGGCCACUGGAUUCGACAGAGCCGAUGAGAGCUUACGCGACGUUGUGGAGCAGAGUGGUAGGAUGGCCGAAAUGAUUGAUCACGGAUUUUCAAGCGUCAAAGAAGACGUCAAGGUUAGCCAUGAUUUGAUGCGAGAGGUAAUUCGCAGCCAAGACCAGCACAUGACCGAGGAAAGAAAGGCGUUCCUUGCUGGGAUACUGAACAUUCUGACACGCCCUGAUUCCUUCAAUCAACAAUCCUCGGUACUUCAAUCGGAGAUUACAACACACAGGCAGGAAGAGCUAGCAUUCGACACGCAAGUCGCCCUACUGCGGAAUCCCAAAGACUUGCAGAACGCCUUUGGAAGUUCCAGACGAGGCUUGAACGAGGUUAAACGCUGUCGUUGUCGAACGAGCAUAACCAUCAAGGAUAGGUCGAUGAGACCCUUGAAGCUACAAAUGAUGCAAAAGUCCGAUCAUAGUCCGGGAUGUCUGUAUCGCCAGUCAGGAUCUGUGAGCUGGAGCUAUGCUGUUUGCGACAGCUUGUAUCCUUUCAUCCGCAAAACGAUGGAAUUGGCCAUGGUGUGACGACAGGACCUGGCAUUUGGCAUCUAACGCCGCCGCUGAGGUUUCGGAAUACUAUUCGACGGUCCGAAUCUGAAAUUUUCCGAGCGUUCGAUCUCUUGCCAAGUGUUUGUGCCAAAAAGCUCACACGCAAGGAGUAUUGGUGUCGGGAAGAUUUGCGUAACAUUCCAUACAGGAGACGUGUAAGAUGGGUCACAAUCGGCGACCAUUCUUCCAUGCAUAUGCAUGAUGUAAAGGACUAUUUCAUUUGGGACUGGAACCCUUCACUAAAUCAAUACCUUGACGACGUCACUGGCCUCAUAAACGAAAGCG
Molecule: messenger RNA, 889 nt
Organism: Colletotrichum phormii
Lineage: Eukaryota; Fungi; Ascomycota; Sordariomycetes; Glomerellales; Glomerellaceae
Exons: 1
Coding region: 77-580 (167 amino acids)
Source: RefSeq, a predicted model, not a curated record